Molecule: messenger RNA, 498 nt
Organism: Alternaria atra
Lineage: Eukaryota; Fungi; Ascomycota; Dothideomycetes; Pleosporales; Pleosporaceae
Exons: 3
Coding region: 1-498 (165 amino acids)
Cellular component (GO): plasma membrane
Molecular function (GO): acetate transmembrane transporter activity
Source: RefSeq, a predicted model, not a curated record
AUGCCCGACUUUUUGACGACGGACCUGAACAGCAAAAGCAGUGCUGGUACCACUGAUGUCGAGAAGCAGCUCACCCAUGAGGGUUCUCUUGUACCAGUCGCAGCUCCAAAGACCUUGGGGGCCGGAACAGCACUUCCGAUUGGAGUCUUCGCGACGACUUUGACCACGCUAUCGCUUAGUCUCAUGGAAUGGCGAGGAGUAACCACCAACAAUGUCUUCGUCGCCAAUUUCUUCUUCGCAGCGGCUUUCGGCAAGUCAACAACGUAUACGUUGUGCCUGGUGGUUACUGCACAGUGGGAGCUCUCAGUCGGUAACGGCUUCGCUUACACAGUGUUCAGCGCAUUUGGCCUAUUUUAUGCUGGUUAUGGGGCGAUAUUAACACCAGCCUUCGGUGUUGAGGCAGCAUAUGGAGACAAUGUGAACGAAUACAAUAACGCUCUCGGGUUCUUUAUGAUCAGUCAGUUUCUCAAGACCGCCGAUGAAAGACAGUGCGACUAA